Messenger RNA from Rhodamnia argentea, 2814 nucleotides. RefSeq names its product disease resistance protein RPV1-like. Gene Ontology annotation, biological process: signal transduction; defense response. Gene Ontology annotation, molecular function: ADP binding; protein binding. Bases 1 to 2814 code for a protein of 937 amino acids. The transcript has 5 exons. The record is from RefSeq and is a predicted model, not a curated record. NCBI's taxonomy places the organism in Eukaryota, Viridiplantae, Streptophyta, Magnoliopsida, Myrtales, Myrtaceae.
AUGGCUGAAUCCGCAGCAGGCAGAGAAUCCGAUAAUCUGGAUGCGAAACAGCCAGAGGCUGAUGUGAUCCUGAGUUUCAGAGGGUCCGAUGAUGUCUUGGGAUUCGUUGAUUCCCUCCAUCGCCGCCUGGUAGCUGAAGGAAUUCAGGUUUUCAGAAAUGAUGACGAAACCCUGUCUAUUCUACCUGAAGGGGUCUCCAGCUUCAAGAUCUACGUACCCAUCUUUUCGAGAACCUACGCUGAUAGCCCUCGGUGUCUUGAGACGCUCGCACUCAUGAUAGAGCACACGUCUAGAUCAGGUGGGAAGAAAGAGAUCCUGCCCGUUUUCUACGAUGUGGAACGGUCUGAUGUGCUGCUGGAAAAGAAAUCACUCUACAGAGAUGCCCUGGGCAUGCACAAGCAGGGCUUGGGCAAUGAGAAAGUGGAGCAGUGGAAGAAGGCUCUCGUGGAGGCUGGGAAAGUUGAGGGAUGGAAACAAAGUUCAUAUACAAGUCAAGGCGCACUUGUCAUAUCCAUCGGUGGAGAAAUUUUGUCGAGGCUGAAGAUAAAGCACAAUUAUGUUCCUGAAGAUCUAUCCAUUGGUGAUAAUCCCAUGUUUUCUUACAGGACCUCGGAGCUUCAAGACAGUCAAGAAUCGAAAGUAAUGGAAUUAUUGGAACUGGAUGUAAACGACAUACGAAUUGUUGGAAUCCAUGGGAGAGAUGGCAUUGGAAAGACUGCUCUUGCCAAGAUUGUAUAUGACCAAAUAUCCCUUCGCUUUGAUGCUUGCAGUUUUCUUGUGGAUAUGGAAGAAACAAAGCAGCAACCUGGUGGUGUUCAGUAUCUUCACACCAAGUUGAUCUUUGAUAUUUUAAAAAGAGAGUAUGAGGCUGCUUGUGCUUUCGAAGAAGUACGAUUUCUUAAAGAAAUAUUUCGAAAUUUUAAAGUUCUCAUUGUCCUCGAUGAUGUGGAAACGGGGUCCCUCCUUGAGGAGUUUGUCGGAGCUAAGCUUGAUUGGUUUGGUCCUGGAAGCAGAAUAAUUGUCACCUCAAAAGAAAGAAGCGUUCUUCAAGGGUUUGCUGAUCGAGGUUUGGGUCCAUCGUAUUACGAUGUCAUUCCAAUGCAUCAUAAUCAAGCUUUCUACUUUUUCUGGCGCUGUGCUGUCGGAAAGAGAGAUGAGCUACCUUUGUAUGCUUAUAUUGCAAACAACAUAGUCAAGGCUGCAAAGGGACUUCCGCUGCUUCUCAAAGUUUUUGGUUCUUUUUUGCACGAUAAAGGACUAGAAGAAUGGAUUAAAUUCGAAGAUAUCAUACAACAAUCUCAGGAAGAUUACCAGAAGAUUCUGAGCACAAUUUACGAUGCAUUAGAUCGAAAGCAAAAGCAGAUGUUUCUGGAUAUUGCAUGUUUUCCCCCAGAUGUGGAUUAUGGGUUUGCCUCAUACAUGUGGCAUUAUUAUGAUCAUGCUGAUAAGGUGAUGGAGGUCCUUCGUCGUAUGUCCCUAAUAAAGGCGGAAGAAAAUAAAAUAGGCAUGCACAGCAUGCUAAGGUGCCUUGCCAGGAAGAUUAUUUGCAAAGGUUUCCAUGAUCCAGGAACAGGCAUUGAAUUGUCCAUUCCUGCCAUAGCCCAGGACAAGAGCAAGGAGAAACAGGAAGCAGACCACCUUAACACUGAAGUGGCAGGCCAUGAGAUACCGCUGAACACGACAUUUCUCAGCUUGGGUCGCACCAAUGGUGGAGAAUUUGCGGCUACCUUAUCAAACAUUCGGUGGCUUCAUUGGCAAGGGUGCCCUCCAGAUGCAAUCAGCAUUCAUUUAAAGGAAAAUGGGAACCUAACUAUUCUUGAUCUUUCGUGGAGUAAGGUUACAGAAUCCUGGGGAGCUUGGAAAGGAAUUAAGAUGGAGCAAUUGAAAGUCUUGAAUCUUACAGGUUGUGCGGACUUACUAGCUACCCCCAGCUUCUCUUGUUGCCCAAAUUUGGAGAUAUUGAUUCUUGAGCGAUGUUCUCGAUUGGUUCAUGUGGAUCCUUCAAUUAAUGAUCUGAAGCUCUUGGUUACCCUGAAUUUGAAGUUCUGCUCCGAACUUACCAUGUUGCCAGUGGAAAUGGGUGGGAUGAAUGCUUUGAGAGAGCUCCUGAUCGAUGACACUUCCGUACGAGAACUUCCUGCGUCGAUAGGCAAAUUGAUUCAGCUGCAAAUUCUUAGUGCCACUAAUUGCUUUGCAUUGGACCACGUUCCUGAUUCAGUUUGGAAAGCUGAAGCUCUUUCAGUGAUAGCCUUUGAUGGCGCGGAAAUUCAUGAACUCCCCGACUCAAUUGGAGACUUGAAGAAACUUAGACGCUUGUCUUUGAGAUAUUGUCGUCAGCUAGGAAUGCUUCCGGACUCGAUUGGCGAAUUGGCCAACUCAUUAGAAGAGUUGGAUAUUUCGGGUACAGGUAUUACGCAAUUGCCCGAUUUGACUAAACAUUUACGGAAUCUAAAAGUGCUGAGGAUGGGUUCUUGUUUCAUAAGGAAAUUUCCUCGUGACAUUGAAUGGUUGACAAACCUGGAAGAAGUCCAUGCAUCCUUGUCUAGGAAUUUGGGGGGAGACAUUCCUAGCGGUAUUUGGCUUCUACGUCAUCUCAGAGAACUGAGGCUUCGAGCUACUAGUAUAUCCAGACUUCCCCCAGAAAUUCAGUUUAUGUCGAGUCUUCAGACUCUGGAUUUGUUCGACUGCGACUGUCUCAAAGACUUGCCUACCGUUCCUCCUCCUAAACUAAUUAAACUCGAAGUUGAUCCCCACCGGAAGCAAAAAAUGUUAGGAUCUUCAGAAUUCAGCCGUUGGUGGUAUUUACUGCAAUAA